This is a messenger RNA of Daphnia pulicaria, 1395 nucleotides long. Its product is annotated as DNA repair protein RAD51 homolog 3-like. The coding region runs from base 142 to 1218 and encodes 358 amino acids. The record is from RefSeq and is a predicted model, not a curated record. Lineage: Eukaryota; Metazoa; Arthropoda; Branchiopoda; Diplostraca; Daphniidae. The transcript is spliced from 8 exons. Gene Ontology annotation, molecular function: four-way junction DNA binding; ATP binding; ATP-dependent DNA damage sensor activity. Gene Ontology annotation, biological process: reciprocal meiotic recombination; meiotic DNA recombinase assembly; DNA repair. Gene Ontology annotation, cellular component: Rad51C-XRCC3 complex; replication fork; Rad51B-Rad51C-Rad51D-XRCC2 complex.
GCAGGUGGCGCUUAAAGUAGUGUCCAAUCUCUUGCUCUCUGAUUUGCUGUUGAUCGCGGAGCGCCAGUUGCAAAAUUAAAUAAUCUACAUACUCUACAAUCCAUUAAGAAAUUUAAUUACUUCAGCUUACUUUGAGAAAAUAUGGCUACCAACAAUGCAAAUAGUCGCCCAAUAUCUACUUAUCCUAUUCCUGCAUCUAUUCAGACCAAGUUAAACAAAGCCGGCUUUCUUACUACAGGUUCAGUUCUAAACUUACGACCUUCGGAGCUCUCAUCUAGUGCAGAGAUAUCUGUUGAAGAUGCUGCAGAUGUGUUAGAUCUCGUGGGGAAACCAAUGGGAAAGUUUCUUGACACAAAAACUGCAUUAGAAAUUCUAAGAGAAGAGCAACUUCUUCAUCCUAUUGUAACUUUGAGUCAAAAUGUUGAUGAAAUACUAUGUGGAGGUGUGCCUCUGUCUAAAGUAACAGAAAUUUCUGGAAUUGCCGGUGUUGGGAAAACUCAGCUCUGUCUGCAAUUGUGUGUUACUGUUCAAAUACCAGAAGAAUGUGGAGGAAUACAGGGUCAAGCCAUCUUCAUUGAUACUGAAGGAAGCUUUAAUGCUUCUAGACUUGAAGAUAUGAGUCAGGCUUGUGUAGAACAUUGUAGGAAGACUAUGAAUUUACCAGUUGACGCCUGGAAUUUGGCAUCCAUAAGAGAAAAUAUUUACGUAUACCGAUGUAAGGAAGUGACUGAUCUUUUGUCCUGCGUAAUGAUACUCAAAGAGUUUCUUAAAUCACAUCGCCAGGUGAAGUUGAUUGUAAUAGACAGCUUAGCCUUUCACUUUCGUCAUGAUCUGGAAAAUACGGCUUUACGGAGUCGCGUGCUUCAUAAGAUUGCUGCCGAACUCAGCAGAAUGGCUGUUGAUUUUGGAACCGCUGUAGUUGUAACGAAUCAAAUGACAACCAAAUUUGAUUCCAAAGGACAAGGGCGUUUAACUCCUGCUUUGGGAACAUCCUGGGGACACGCUCCUACUUUACGACUUAUCUUAGAUUGGGAUCCAUCACGAAGUUUCAGAUGGGCAACUUUAAUAAAGUCUUCUUCUCUACCAUCUGGUUCAGCACCUUACCAGGUAACAAAGGAUGGUAUUCGGGAUGUCUUCUUCGAAAAGGAAAUAGUAACGCCCCCCGUUGUCAUUGUUGAGGAUGGUAUUCCUGGAAUAUGUUUCAAUACCAUCGUCUAAAGUGGGUUCGUUCAUUAUUCAAUUUUUACCGCACAGUAACAAUUCAUUAUGGUCAUUUACCCCCAUAAUUGACCGGAUUAAUUUAUUGCCGUUGCACAUUUAUUUGUUGAUGUACAUAUUUAAAUAUUUCUGUUGCAAGGAACAAACUGUGAAACAAUAAAAAUAAAACAGAACGCA